GGAGGAGGAGGAGGAGACUCUUAUUCUCUACCUGCCCAGUCAGGUCCCGCCUCGCCUUCCUCCUUCUUCUUGGGCUACGCCAGCCCCUGGAUCCUGCCCGGCCAGGAAGGAGGCGGAGCGCAGCCUUUGGAGCAGCAGCGGCGGCGUCGGAGCGCAGGCGAGGCGCACCGUCGGCUCCGGUUUUGCAGGCGAGAGAUGGGGAACCAGAAGGUGGCUGCGCUUCUUCUGGUCGGGCUGGGCUUGGCGGCCGUGGCGGGACUGCUGCUCCUCUGCCUGCCCGCCAAGGACCUGCGGGAGCCGCCCGCCUUGAAGUAUGGAAUUGUCCUGGAUGCAGGAUCUUCCCACACCGCCAUGUUCGUGUACAAGUGGCCGGCGGACAAGGAAAACGACACCGGGAUCGUCAGUCAACACAGCGCGUGCGACGUGGAUGGUGGCGGCAUCUCCAGCUACGUCGCCGAUCCCUCAGCAGCUGGACGGAGCUUGACGGCGUGUCUUGACCAGGCCCAGGUCGAUGUUCCGAAGGAGAGGCACGCAGCCACCCCUCUUUACCUGGGAGCCACAGCCGGCAUGCGGCUGCUCAACCUCGCUGACCCUGCGGCUUCGGACAGGGUCCUUGCAGCUGUAAGCGCCACUAUGAAGCAGUACCCCUUUGACUUCCGUGGAGCCAGGAUCCUAAGCGGAGAGGAUGAGGGCGUGUUUGGCUGGGUGACAGCUAACUAUCUCCUGGAGAACUUCAUCAAGUACGGAUGGAUUGGACGCUGGGUCCGUCCCAAGAAGAAGACCCUGGGCGCCAUGGACCUGGGGGGAGCUUCCACCCAAAUCACCUUUGAGACACCGGAGGUUAUCGAGAGCCGCCCUGCCAACGAGGCGACGCUGCGGCUCUACGGGCAGACGUACAAGGUCUACACGCACAGCUUCCUCUGCUAUGGCAGGGACCAGAUCCUGAAGAGGCUUCUGUCCAAGGUGCUGAAGGCCGAAAGGUACGCCCUCCAGCUGAGCAACCCCUGUUGGCCCGUAGGAUACGGGAAGAACUUCACGGUGGGAAGCGUCUACGACUCGCCGUGCACCGAAGCGGAGAAGCCGGCCAACUACUUCCCCACCGCUAUGGUCAACAUGAGCGGCUCUGGGGACGCGGCCAAAUGCCUCCGGCACGUCGACAGCCUCUUCCAGUUCACGGCCUGCCCCUAUUCCCACUGCUCCUUCGACCAAACCUUCCAGCCAAGCGUCGCGGGGAACUUCAUCGCCUUCUCCGCCUUUUUCUACACCGUGGACUUCAUCCGGACGCAAAUGAAGAGACGGGUGGCCAUGCCGAGUGACCUUGAGCAGGCUGCCCAUGAGAUCUGCAGCGCAACGUGGUCCGAGCUUCUUGAGAAAGCGCCGGGCCUGGAGAAGAGGCUCCCCGAUUACUGCUCAGCGACCACCUUCAUCUUCCUCAUCCUCACGCGGGGCUACCAAUUUGACAACGGCACCUUCCCCAACAUCGUCUUCCAGAAAAAGGCUGGGGACGCAUCCAUCGGCUGGGCCCUGGGAUACAUGCUGAACCUCACCAACAUGAUCCCGGCCGAGGAGACCGGAUUCUGGAAGGGCACGGCGUACGGCCCCUGGGUUGGCCUGGUCCUCCUCUUCGCCGCCAUCAUCCUGGCCACGCUGGCCAGCAUCUUCUGCCUGCUGAGAUCCUCCAAGGGACGGGGAGCGAUGUAAGAGCAGGCGGGGAAACCCGGCAGGCACGGCGGGGGUUGAUAUGGGAGGAUGGGCAGAUCCAGCGCCCAGCCCAACCCCGUGGCUUGCGGGCUCGGAAUCCCCCUGCGGAGUCCCCCACCCCAAACCCCAACUGCGACCUGGAAGGAGAGGAGACGGAGACGGAUUCUGGAUCCAGGAACCAUUUCUCUGAGGCUUGCGAUGAACGGUCGACUUUCCUCCUUUUCUUACAUCGCCGUUGGAAAUCCCAACUCCCGGAAGAAGUUGUGCUUGUUCUUUUAAUAAGGACCCCAGACGAUGUGGCGAUCCUGCAAAAAGAGAAAAGAAUACUGGAACGAGAUAUAUGAAGAACUAAAGAAAACGUUUAAAAUCACAUUUAAAAAAGGGGGGGGA
Molecule: messenger RNA, 2091 nt
Organism: Zootoca vivipara (common lizard)
Lineage: Eukaryota; Metazoa; Chordata; Lepidosauria; Squamata; Lacertidae
Source: RefSeq, a predicted model, not a curated record